UGUCAAGGAGAUGACUGGACACGAGAGGAGAAGGUUCAACUCGAAUAACAAAGUAACAGAAGAGAGCAGCACACCGCGAAACAGACAGUCACACUCUUGCAUGCUGCACUUUCUAUUUUGGACAAAUGUGACAAAUUUAGGUUAAAGUGACUCUGUUAACCUGUGAACUGACUGAACCCUCCUCUGCUUUUCACGUUCGUAUCCCAGUUUGGAUAAUGGAGAGCUGCAAUCAGCGGGUGUUCACACUGCUGCUCCUGCUGCGCUGCUUCAUGAGUCUCUCCACCUCGUCCAUCGACACCAUGAAUGUGGUAGAUUUCUGUGGCCAGACAAUCCAAGGUGACGGUAUGAUCAUCAACUCACACCAGGAAUCCAAGAAGUACUACUUUGUGAUCAUGGGGACUGAUUGCCACCUGACAAUGCAGGCCAGCUCUCCCAAAGACAAGGUCCAGUUCCAUUUCCGCUUCUUCCUGGUUUACAGCUUGCUUAGAGUGGCCCCCCUGAGUCCUGUGCCUGUCUUGCCAGAGUCUCUGUCCCCCCACGGUUCUGCCCCUCUCAGCCCCAGAUCGCAGUCUACCUCUGGUGAAAACUCAGAAGAUCCGUGUCAUGCCGGCUCUUACGUUCAGUUCUAUGAUGGUCGGGACACAACCUCGCCUCUCUUGGGGCCUCCUCUUUGUGGGAAGAGCCCACCCCGACCAGUGCUGUCCACAGGAAACUACCUGACCCUGAGGCUGGUGACCAGGGGGACUCAGCCUCGAGUUGACUUUGUGGGGGACUUCACCUCCUUCAGACUGGGUAAGAAAAACACGGUAAAGGUUAUGAAAAUGUGUUUGAAAGUCAGUCUUUAGCUAAGAA
Messenger RNA from Haplochromis burtoni (Burton's mouthbrooder), 852 nucleotides. RefSeq names its product low density lipoprotein receptor class A domain containing 2 (gene ldlrad2). The coding region runs from base 216 to 845 and encodes 209 amino acids. Lineage: Eukaryota; Metazoa; Chordata; Actinopteri; Cichliformes; Cichlidae. The transcript has 2 exons. The record is from RefSeq and is a predicted model, not a curated record.